UUCUUUAGAAAUUAAGAGAGAAGCAGCCACCAACCCCUGCAACUUCUACGCAAUGCUGCGUCGAUUUUGCUUUUGCAAAUGUCAAUCUUUGUCAUUCUUAUCUUUGAUCCCUUGACGUUUUCAAAGUUGUUGGGUAAUAUGUUCUUCUUUGUAACCAAACAAGAUUCUCCAACCCCCGUUACUUAAAUCACUUACCUAUCUUUCCUAACCUACUCAACAACAAAGACAUUUACAUUUACCCUCAACUAAAGCGUGGUCAUUCAUUUCUUUAAUCCCUACAAGUGGAUUAUGUUUCAUUCAUCUAUUUUGCAUUUAAAUAGGACUCAACCAACCCAAUCCACAACGCCACCACAUUAUUUUCCUAUUACCAUUUCUUGUAUAGAGGGAAAACACGUUCUUUGAUUCUUGAUUCUUGUUUGGUUUGUGGGAAAUGGGUAGUGUUGGAUUGUUGAAGAAUUCUGCCAUGGUUUGUGCUCCAUUAAUGGCCACAUCAGUGGAGCAAGUGCUUAAUGGUAUGUUUCAGGCAAAAGCACAAGGUGCAGAUUUAGUUGAGAUUAGAAUUGAUGCUAUCCACGACUUCCAACCGCACAAAGAUCUUCCAUUCCUCCUAAAAAAUAAGCCACUUCCUGUUCUCAUUAUUUACAGGCCAAUAUGGGAAGGAAAUCUGUUUGAAGAUGAUGAUGCCCACAAGCAGUUGGAAGUCUUUCGAUGGGCUAAAGAAUUGGGAGCUGAUUAUGUUGAGUUGGACCUCAAGAUAGCUAGUGACUUCACCAAAAAAGAAAAGUCGAGGUGGAGUAGUGGUUGUAAAGUAAUUACAUCAUGCUUCGUGGACAAUGUGACCUCAAAAGAAGACCUCAGCCAAGUUGUUGCAUGCAUGCAAUCUACUGGGGCAGAUAUCCUCAAAAUUGUUACAAAUGCAAAUGACAUUACAGAACUAGAGAAAACAUUUCACUUGCUUUCACAUUGCCAGGUGCCACUUAUUGCGUAUUCUGUUGGGGAAAGAGGUCUCAUAAGUCAGUUGUUGGGCCCAAAAUUCGGUAGUGUCCUAUUAUAUGGAUCGCUUGAUGAUAAUGCAGUGCCUGGUCUGCCUUCUCUUGGCAGCCUUAGACAAGCUUAUGGAGUUGAUUUUAUGGAUAAUGAUACUAAAGUUUUUGGGCUCAUUUCUAAACCGGUGGGUCAUAGUAAAGGACCUAUUUUGCAUAAUCCUACAUUUAGACAUGUGGGGUUCAAUGGAAUUUAUGUUCCAAUGUUUGUGGAUGAUCUUAAGGAGUUCUUUAGGGUCUACUCAAGUCCCGACUUUGCUGGUUUCAGUGUUGGGAUCCCAUACAAGGAAGCAGUGGUGAGUUUCUGUGAUGAAGUCGAUCCAUUGGCUAAGUCCAUAGGGGCUGUAAAUACUAUAAUACGGAGGCCUUGCGAUGGGAAGCUAAUUGGUUAUAACACAGAUUGUGAGGCCUCUAUAACAGCCAUUGAGGAUGCUUUGAAAGGUACAACAGACAAUUCUUCUGAUUGCUUUACCUAUCUGUUAAAUGGGCGUGGAAAUGGAGCAGCGUUUCUUCCUUCGCCAAUUGCUAGGAAGAGUUUUGUGCUGGUGGGUGCUGGGGGUGCAGGAAGAGCUCUGGCAUUCGGAGCCAAGAGCAGGGGAGCUCGAAUUGUGAUUUUUGACAUUGAUUUUGAUAGAGCAAAGGCUCUUGCUGCCGCAGUUUCUGGUGAAGCUCUGCCAUUUGAAAACAUAGCUUCUUUUCAGCCAGAGAAAGGUGCAAUCCUUGCCAAUGCAACACCUAUAGGAAUGCAUCCAAAUAAAGACAGGAUACCUGUCCCUCAGGAAACCUUGAAGGAUUAUGUAGUGGUCUUUGAUGCUGUAUAUACACCUAGAAAGACUGCUCUAUUGAAAGACGCUGAGGCUGCUGGAGCAAUCACUGUCAGUGGAGUUGAAAUGUUUCUUAGACAGGCCAUUGGCCAGUUCAACCUUUUCACGGGAAGUAAAGCACCAGAAGAAUUCAUGCGCGAGAUCGUUAUGGAAAAAUUCUAAUUAUCAAGAAUUUCAAUAAAAUCACUUUUUGUUCAAAAUGGACAAAAAAUCUGACUAGAAGAGAAACAGCAACAGGGGUGUGAAAAAAGAGAAAAUAUGUGCAGGACAUCUUUGUGUUAGGAAUAACUUAUUUUUAUUGUUGAGAGAAAAUCUUUAUUGAUAAAUGUAUUUACCAGUAUAUUUGAGACUAGCACGUAGUUAGUAUUACUUGGAUAUCAGAGCAUUGUUUUCCAAGUUGCAAUUCAACAAUUUGUGUAUAUCUGACUACAGCGGCCCAUUAUAAAGAACCAAUCAUAAUUUUUAUUGUUCUGGAAGAA
Molecule: messenger RNA, 2346 nt
Organism: Lycium barbarum (goji berry)
Lineage: Eukaryota; Viridiplantae; Streptophyta; Magnoliopsida; Solanales; Solanaceae
Product: bifunctional 3-dehydroquinate dehydratase/shikimate dehydrogenase, chloroplastic-like
Exons: 9
Coding region: 431-2029 (532 amino acids)
Biological process (GO): chorismate biosynthetic process; shikimate metabolic process
Molecular function (GO): 3-dehydroquinate dehydratase activity; shikimate 3-dehydrogenase (NADP+) activity
Source: RefSeq, a predicted model, not a curated record